Molecule: messenger RNA, 438 nt
Organism: Symbiodinium pilosum
Lineage: Eukaryota; Dinophyceae; Suessiales; Symbiodiniaceae
Source: the annotation of a GenBank genome assembly
AUGGCUAUCAUCGGCAUGUUCUUCCAAGAUGGCCUGACCGGAUCUGCGUGGGGUGACUGGUCUUUGUACACGGAUUCGCCGCUGCGUGCUGCGGAAGAAGAGGAGAAGGCACCUCCGCCUUUCGACCCUGCUCAACAGGUGAAGUUUCCGGGCUUCGACUCCGUCCCAGCUGGUGUGGGCGCUGUGACCACCCCUCCGGGCACCUAUGGCUUUUUGGCUCUCUUCCUGGCCUCAGGUGCCAUGGAGCUGGGCGUGUGGACUGAGGACCCCAGCAAGGAGGCUGGCGACUUCGGCGAUCCGCUGGGUCUUGGCCAGUACAACGAGGAGUUCCGCAACAAGGAGCUCAACAACGGCCGUUUCGCCAUGUUCGCAGCACUUGGGAUUAUUUCGGCAGACCUUUUCACAGGCAAGGAUGCCAUGCAGCAGUUCGGCCUCUAG